UCCUUCGCCGCCCUAUAAACAAUCCCCUCCUCCCCUCUCCUCCUCCCACAAAACCUCUUCAGGUCUUUUUGGGGCUUCGAAUUUUAGGGUUUUAAUUUAACUUUUUGGGCCUUUUUUCCGAGGAGGAAUCAUGCUCGUCUACCAGGAUCUCCUCACUGGUGAUGAGCUCCUCUCAGACUCAUUCCCCUACAAGGAGAUUGAGAAUGGGAUGUUGUGGGAAGUUGAGGGGAAGUGGGUGGUUCAAGGAGCCGUUAGUGUAGACAUUGGUGCAAACCCUUCUGCGGAAGGUGGGGAAGAAGAUGAAGGGGUUGAUGAUCAGGCUGUAAAGGUGGUUGAUAUCGUCGACACCUUCAGGCUUCAGGAACAACCUGCUUUUGACAAAAGGCAGUUUGUUACCUUCAUGAAGCGCUACAUCAAGAACUUGACGCUCAAAUUGGACGAGGAGAAGCAGGAACUUUUUAAGAAGCACAUUGAGGGGGCCACCAAGUUCUUGCUCUCGAAGCUCAAGGACUUCCAAUUUUUUGUCGGCGAGAGCAUGCAUGACGAUGGUGGCUUGGUAUUUGCAUACUACAAAGAGGGAGCAACUGACCCGACAUUUUUAUACUUUGCCUAUGGAUUGAAGGAGGUCAAGUGCUAAAGAUGAUGAUGACCCUCUAUUUCCACAUCCAAAGUGGAUUAUAGUCCUUGUUAAGUUGAUAUUUCUCUCCUUUUUUUGCCUCAAGAAGAUGCUGCUGCUUUUAUCGGUUUUUUUUUUCUUCUUUUUUGCCUUUUUGCUCUUUAUGCAUUGAACUAGUUUCAAUGAGUGCUUGUUUGAUCUCGGUUUGGUGUUUUUAUUAAUUUGAGUACUUGAUGAGGAUUAAUACUUUCUUGCACUUUCUGAA
This is a messenger RNA of Ananas comosus (pineapple), 881 nucleotides long. RefSeq names its product translationally-controlled tumor protein homolog. Gene Ontology annotation, cellular component: cytoplasm. Gene Ontology annotation, molecular function: calcium ion binding. The transcript has 6 exons. The record is from RefSeq and is a predicted model, not a curated record. The coding region runs from base 131 to 637 and encodes 168 amino acids. NCBI's taxonomy places the organism in Eukaryota, Viridiplantae, Streptophyta, Magnoliopsida, Poales, Bromeliaceae.